AUGUCCGAGUUUCUCCUCGCCUUACUCACGCUCUCGGGAUUAUUGCCUGUCGCCAAGGUGCUGACCGUGGGCGCUGACCGAGAUCAGCAGUUGUGUGAUCCUGGUGAAUUUCUUUGCCACGAUCACGUGACUUGUGUCUCCCAGAGCUGGCUGUGUGAUGGGGACCCUGACUGCCCUGAUGAUUCUGACGAGUCUUUAGAUACCUGUCCUGAGGAGGUAGAAAUCAAGUGCCCCUUCAAUCAUAUUGCUUGCCUUGGUACCAAAAGAUGUGUUCAUCUAUCUCAAUUGUGCAAUGGUGUCUUGGACUGCUCAGAUGGGUCUGAUGAAGGAGUACAUUGCCAGGAAUUGCUACCCAGUUGCCAGCAGUUGAAUUGUCAGUAUAAAUGUGCCAUGGUCAGAAACAGUUCAAGAUGUUAUUGUGAGGAUGGAUUUGAAAUAAAAGAAGAUAGGAGAAGCUGUAAAGAUCAAGAUGAAUGUGCCAUUUAUGGAACAUGCAGCCAGACCUGUGUCAACACCCAUGGGUCCUUUGCAUGCAGUUGUGUGGAAGGCUACCUCCUGCAGCCAGACAACAGGUCCUGCAAGGCCAAAAAUGAGCCUACAGACAGGCCACCUCUGCUAUUAAUUGCAAAUUUUGAAACAAUUGAGAUGUUUUAUCUUAAUGGAAGUAAAAUGGUAACAGUGAACUCAGUCAAUGGAAAUGAAAUUCAUACUCUGGAUUUUAUUUAUAAUGAAGAUAUGAUUUGUUGGAUUGAAUCAAGAGAAUCUUCAAAUCAACUCAAAUGUAUUCAGAUAACAAAAGCAGGAAGAUUAACAGAUGAAUGGACAAUAAAUAUUCUUCAAUCCUUCCACAAUGUGCAACAAAUGGCGAUUGACUGGCUCACCAGAAAUCUCUAUUUUGUGGACCAUGUCAGUGAUCGGAUCUUUGUUUGUAAUUACAACGGGUCUAUAUGUGUCACCCUGAUUGAUCUGGAGCUUCAUAAUCCUAAGGCGAUAGCGGUAGAUCCAAUAGCAGGAAAACUUUUCUUUACUGACUACGGGAAUGUCGCCAAAGUGGAGCGAUGUGACAUGGAUGGGAUGAACAGAACAAGGAUAAUUGAUUCAAAGACGGAGCAGCCAGCUGCACUGGCACUAGACCUCGUCAACAAACUGGUUUACUGGGUGGAUCUUUACUUGGACUAUGUGGGAGUAGUGGACUACCAAGGACAAAACAGACAUACCGUCCUUCAAGGCAGACAAAUCAGACAUCUCUACGGUAUAACUGUGUUUGAAGACUAUUUGUAUGCAACCAAUUCUGAUAAUUUCAAUAUCAUAAGGAUAAACCGAUUUAAUGGCACUGAUGUUCAUUCAUUAAUUAAAAUGGAAAAUGCUCGAGGAAUUCGAAUUUAUCAAAAAAGAACUCAACCAACAGUCAGAAGCCACGCCUGCGAACUGGAUGCCUAUGGAAUGCCAGGGGGAUGCUCACACAUCUGUCUUCUCAGCAGCAGUUACAAAACACGGACCUGUCGCUGCAGGACUGGCUUCAACUUGGGAAGCGAUGGCAGAUCAUGCAAAAAUCUGGAUAAUGUGGAGGGAAUUGCUGUGGACUGGAUUGGAAAUAACCUUUACUGGACGAAUGAUGGCCAGAGGAAAACCAUUAACGUGGCGAGACUGGAAAAGGCUUCUCAGAGUCGGAAGACUCUGUUAGAGGGAGAAAUGUCUCAUCCCAGAGGGAUUGUGGUGGAUCCAGUCAAUGGUUGGAUGUAUUGGACAGACUGGGAAGAAGAUGAAAUAGAUGACAGCGUGGGAAGGAUUGAGAAGGCCUGGAUGGAUGGCUUCAGUCGGCAGAUUUUUGUGACUUCAAAGAUGCUGUGGCCAAACGGUUUAACUCUGGACUUUCACACCAACACAUUAUACUGGUGUGAUGCCUAUUAUGAUCAUAUUGAAAAAGUGUUUUUGAAUGGAACUCACAGGAAGAUUGUUUACAGUGGGAAAGAAUUGAACCAUCCUUUUGGACUGUCGCAUCAUGGGAAUUAUGUGUUCUGGACUGAUUAUAUGAAUGGUUCCAUUUUUCAACUAGAUUUGAUAACGAGUGAGGUGACAUUAUUGAGGCAUGAAAGACCACCCCUGUUUGGGCUUCAGAUUUAUGAUCCACGAAAACAACAAGGUGACAAUAUGUGCAGAGUAAAUAAUGGAGGCUGUAGUACACUUUGCCUGGCCAUUCCAGGAGGCCGGGUGUGCGCUUGUGCUGAUAAUCAACUUUUGGAUGACAAUGGUACAGCAUGUAGUUUUAAUCCUGGAGACGUAUUACCUCACUUAUGUAAAGCUGGAGAAUUCCGCUGCAGAAACAGACACUGUAUCCAAGCUCGGUGGAAAUGUGAUGGUGAUGAUGACUGCCUAGACGGAAGUGAUGAGGACACAGUAAAUUGCUUCAAUCAUAGCUGUCCUGAUGAUCAGUUUAAAUGCCAGAAUAAUCGCUGCAUCCCCAAAAGAUGGCUUUGUGAUGGAGCUAAUGACUGUGGGAGCAAUGAAGAUGAAUCAAAUCAAACUUGCACAGCCAGAACAUGCCAGGUGGACCAGUUUUCUUGUGGAAAUGGGCGUUGCGUUCCGAGAGCAUGGCUGUGCGACAGGGAAGAUGACUGUGGUGACCAGACAGAUGAAAUGGCAUCUUGUGAUGACGACUGUGGGGACGGGAGUGAUGAGGAGGGCUGUGUUCACUCUUGCUCUGGUAAUCAGUUCAGAUGUUCCAGUGGCAGAUGCAUCCCUGGCCAUUGGGCCUGUGAUGGUGACAAUGACUGUGGAGACUUCAGUGACGAAACCCAAAUCAAUUGUACCAAAGAAGAGAUUCGUUCUCCGGCUGGGUGUAAUGGGAAUGAAUUUCAAUGCCACCCUGAUGGAAAUUGCAUUCCUGAUCUGUGGCGCUGUGAUGGAGAGAAAGAUUGUGAAGAUGGUAGUGAUGAAAAAGGCUGCAAUGGUACCAUACGAUUGUGUGAUCACAAAACUAAGUUUUCCUGUUGGAGUACAGGGAGAUGCAUCAACAGAGCAUGGGUAUGUGAUGGAGAUAUUGAUUGUGAAGAUCAAUCAGAUGAAGAUGACUGUGACAGUUUCUUGUGUGGACCACCCAAGUACCCUUGUGCUAAUGAUACUUCAGUCUGCCUGCAGCCAGAGAAACUCUGCAAUGGACAAAGGGAUUGUCCUGAUGGGUCUGAUGAAGGCGAUCUUUGUGAUGAAUGUUCUUUGAACAAUGGAGGCUGUAGUAACCACUGUUCUGUUGUUCCUGGAAGAGGAAUUGUAUGUUCCUGCCCUGAAGGACUUCAACUCAACAAAGACAAUAAAACGUGUGAAAUCGUGGAUUACUGUAGCAAUCACCUCAAGUGCAGUCAAGUGUGUGAGCAGCAGAAGCACACAGUCAAGUGCUCCUGUUAUGAAGGGUGGAAGCUGGAUGGAGACGGUGAAAGUUGCACGAGUGUUGAUCCUUUUGAAGCAUUUCUCAUCUUUUCCAUUCGUCAUGAGAUCAGAAGGAUUGAUCUUCAUAAGAGAGACUACAGUCUGCUGGUUCCUGGAUUGAGAAACACAAUAGCACUUGAUUUUCACUUCAAUCAAAGUUUGCUUUAUUGGACAGAUGUUGUAGAAGACAGAAUAUACCGAGGCAAGCUUUCUGAAAGUGGAGGUGUCAGUGCAAUUGAAGUGGUUGUGGAGCAUGGCCUGGCAACCCCAGAAGGGCUCACAGUCGACUGGAUAGCAGGCAACAUAUACUGGAUAGACAGCAAUCUGGACCAAAUAGAAGUGGCCAAACUGGAUGGUUCUCUAAGAGCUACACUAAUUGCAGGAGCCAUGGAACACCCCAGGGCCAUUGCUUUGGACCCAAGAUACGGAAUUCUUUUCUGGACAGACUGGGAUGCCAAUUUUCCUCGUAUCGAAUCUGCCUCUAUGAGUGGUGCUGGAAGAAAAACCAUUUACAAAGACAUGAAAACCGGAGCUUGGCCUAAUGGACUGACUGUGGACCACUUUGAGAAAAGGAUUGUUUGGACAGAUGCCAGGUCUGAUGCCAUUUAUUCAGCCCUCUAUGAUGGAACAAACAUGAUAGAAAUCAUUCGUGGUCACGAAUACCUUUCUCAUCCCUUUGCUGUGUCUCUGUAUGGAAGUGAGGUUUAUUGGACAGACUGGAGGACCAAUACCUUGUCCAAAGCCAAUAAGUGGACAGGACAGAAUGUCAGUGUGAUUCAGAAAACCAGCGCACAGCCAUUUGACCUUCAGAUAUACCAUCCCAGUCGUCAGCCACAGGCUCCCAAUCCUUGUGCGGCUAAUGACGGCAAAGGCCCCUGCUCUCACAUGUGUCUGAUCAAUCAUAACAGGAGCGCUGCUUGUGCGUGCCCCCACUUGAUGAAGCUUUCCUCAGACAAGAAGACCUGCUAUGAAAUGAAAAAAUUUCUUCUUUAUGCAAGGCGAUCAGAAAUACGAGGAGUGGAUAUUGACAAUCCAUAUUUUAACUUUAUCACGGCAUUUACCGUCCCUGAUAUUGACGACGUUACUGUGAUAGACUUUGACGCCUCUGAGGAACGUUUGUACUGGACGGAUAUUAAAACACAAACCAUUAAACGGGCUUUUAUUAAUGGAACUGGCUUAGAAACUGUUAUUUCAAGAGAUAUUCAGAGUAUCAGAGGGCUAGCGGUGGAUUGGGUCUCACGUAAUUUAUACUGGAUUAGCUCAGAAUUUGAUGAAACACAAAUUAAUGUGGCAAGAUUAGAUGGCUCUUUGAAAACUUCAAUUAUCCAUGGAAUUGUGUCAACUCAGCAAGUAGGUCUACAUGUAAUAUUUUUAAUCCAUAUUUCUUUUGAAUUAAGGAAACUCUACUGGACAGAUGGAAACACAAUCAAUAUGGCAAAUAUGGAUGGUAGUAAUAGCAAGAUUCUCUUUCAGAAUCAGAAAGAACCAGUUGGAUUAUCGAUAGACUAUGUGGAAAACAAGCUUUAUUGGAUCAGUUCGGGAAAUGGAACCAUAAAUAGAUGCAACCUGGAUGGUGGCAAUUUAGAAGUAAUAGAGUCAAUGAAAGAAGAAUUAACAAAAGCUACGGCCCUAACCAUCAUGGAAAAUGAUACCAUCUACUGGACAGACAUGGGCUUCAAUAAAAUUAGCCGAGCUAAAAGAGAUCAAUUUUUUUCUCACAAUUGUAUUAUGAAUACUCUUAUAUUUCUCCUAGGUAACAUAUAUUGGACAGAUCAUGGUUUCAAUCUAAUCGAAGUUGCGAGACUCAAUGGUUCUUUCCGUUAUGUCAUUAUGUCCCAAGGCCUGGAUCAACCAAGAUCUAUAGCUGUUCACCCAGAGAAAGGCCUCUUAUUCUGGACUGAAUGGGGACAGAUACCCUGCAUUGGAAAGGCUCACUUAGAUGGCUCAGAGAAGGUUAUCCUUGUAAGCAUGGGAAUAGCAUGGCCGAAUGGCAUCUCCAUUGACUAUGAGGAAAAUAAAUUGUACUGGUGUGAUGCUCGCACAGACAAGAUAGAGAGAAUUGACCUUGAGACUGGAGGGAAUCGUGAGAUGGUGCUGUCAGGGAACAAUGUGGAUAUGUUUUCAGUUGCAGUCUUUGGGGCUUACAUCUACUGGUCUGACAGAGCACAUGCCAACGGGUCGGUCAGAAGGGGCCACAAGAAUGAUGCCACAGAAACAGUAACUAUGAGAACUGGCCUUGGAGUCAACCUGAAGGAGGUUAAAAUCUUUAACCGAGUAAGAGAGAAAGGGACCAAUGUUUGUGCAAAGGACAAUGGUGGUUGUAAGCAACUCUGUCUCUAUCGAGGAAAUUCCAGGAGAACUUGUGCUUGUGCCCAUGGAUAUUUAGCAGAGGAUGGAGUUACUUGCCUCAGGCAUGAAGGCUAUUUGCUAUAUUCAGGGAGAACAAUAUUAAAAAGUAUACAUCUUUCUGAUGAAACCAAUUUAAAUUCCCCAAUAAGGCCAUAUGAGAAUCCACGUUAUUUUAAGAAUGUCAUAGCCCUGGCUUUUGACUAUAAUCAAAGAAGAAAAGGUACCAAUCGAAUCUUUUACAGUGAUGCACAUUUUGGAAAUAUACAGCUUAUUAAAGAUAACUGGGAAGACAGACAAGUGAUUGUUGAAAACGUGGGUUCUGUGGAAGGACUUGCCUAUCACAGAGCAUGGGAUACACUAUACUGGACCAGUUCAACCACCUCUUCCAUCACGAGACACACAGUGGACCAGACUCGGCCUGGAGCUUUUGACAGAGAAGCAGUUAUAACCAUGUCAGAGGAUGACCACCCACAUGUACUAACCUUGGAUGAAUGUCAAAAUUUAAUGUUUUGGACCAACUGGAAUGAACAGCAUCCGAGUAUCAUGAGAUCUACCCUGACUGGGAAAAAUGCUCAAGUCGUGGUCAGUACAGACAUACUCACUCCAAAUGGACUCACCAUCGACCACCGUGCAGAAAAGCUGUAUUUCUCAGACGGCAGUCUAGGAAAAAUUGAAAGGUGUGAAUAUGAUGGAUCCCAGAGAUUU
This is a messenger RNA of Otolemur garnettii (small-eared galago), 6477 nucleotides long. Its product is annotated as low-density lipoprotein receptor-related protein 1B-like. The annotation marks the transcript as partial. NCBI's taxonomy places the organism in Eukaryota, Metazoa, Chordata, Mammalia, Primates, Galagidae. Gene Ontology annotation, molecular function: calcium ion binding; protein binding. The record is from RefSeq and is a predicted model, not a curated record. The transcript is spliced from 40 exons.